AUGGCGGCACGCGGCGGGCUGAGCGCCCUGCAGAAGGCGGCCGUGCUGCUGGGCCUGCCCGCGGGUGCUGCCGUGCUGUACGUCGUGUACCGGCGGUACCGCGAGGGCCGAGAGGAGCGGGCGACCUUCGUGGGCGACGAGGAGCUGGAGGCCGAGGUGCGGGUGCCGCGGGCGGCCGUCAAGGCCCUCAUCGGGCGGAAGGGAGCCACCAUCAGGAAGCUGCGGCAGGAGACGGGGGCGCGCAUCGACGUGGAGGAGGAGGACGAGGCGGGCGAGGAGCGGCUGCUGCUCAUCGCGGGCUCCCCGGGGCAGGUGUGCCGCGCCCAGGCCGCCGUGCGCCGCGUCGUGGCCGACAGCGCCCCGGUGCUGGAGCAGCUCCGCGUGCCCCACACGGCCGUCGGCAGGAUCAUCGGCCGCGGCGGCGAGACGGUGCGGAGCAUCUGCCAGAGCUCGGGGGCCAAGGUGCUGUGCGAGCGCAAGGCCGAGGCCGGCCUGGCCCCGACGCGGCUCAUCCGCCUCUCGGGGACGCGGCAGGAGGUGGCGGCCGCCAAGAAGCUGAUCAUGGAGAAGCUGCUGGAGGACGACGCCUUUCAGAAGGAGCUGGCCCGGGCGGCGGCGGCGCGGGGCCACCGCAAGCAGCCCCUGGGCAGCCGGAGGGAGCCGGAGCUGCCUGGCGGGACCCCCGAGCACGGGGCUGGGGACGGGGGCGUGCUCGGGGGCGUCGCUGCGCUGCUGGGUGAGGGUCCCUCCGAGGAGCCCGGGGAGGAGAGCGAGGCCCCGGAGGAGCUGGCGGCGGGGGCGGACGUCGUGGUGCCGAAAUUCGAAGUUCCCAGCCCCGAGUUCAGCUUCCCCGCGGCCGACCCCCUCGAGGUUUACGUCUCGGCCGCCGAGAACCCCGACCACUUCUGGGUGCAGCUGGUCGGCGAGCGCAGCCUGCAGCUGGACAAGCUGACGGCCGAGAUGUCGCACUACUACGAGGGCAGCGGCCGCGCGGCGGAGCUGGCGGCCGUGCAGGCGGGGGACAUCGUGGCCGCUCCCUACGGGGACGGCAGCGACUGGUACCGGGCGCGGGUGCUGGGCGCGCUGCCCGGCGGCAGCUGGGACCUGUACUACGUGGACUUCGGGGACAACGGCGAGGCGCCGCCAGCCGCGCUGCGAGCCCUGCGGAGCGAUUUCCUGAGCCUCCCCUUCCAGGCCAUCGAGUGCAGCCUGGCCGGCGUCGUGCCCGCGGGCGCUGAGUGGGCCGAGGCGGCGCUGGACGCCUUCGAGCGCCUGACGCACUGCGCGCGCUGGAAGCCGCUGCUGGCCACGGUCUGCAGCUACGGCCGGCGGGGGCCCCGCACGUGGCCGCGCGUCUCCCUGUGCGACGAGGACCUCGACGUCGGCGCGGAGCUGGUGCGGCUGGGCCACGCUGCGCCGCGGCCGCGGGAGGAAGAGGAGGAGGGGGAGGAAGAGGAGGCAGCAGGGGAUGAAGCGCUGCGGUGGGGGACGGAGACCCCGGAGGACGGCGCCUGCGUGUCCCUCGAGAGCCUCUCGGAGCCCCGGGGCAGCCCCAGCGAGGCGCCCCCCACCCUGGCGCCCCCCCCUGGCCCCCCCACCCCGUCCUGCCUCAGCCCCCCAGAAGGCAGCCCCGUGUCUGGCAGCGGCGCCGUCCCGGUGCCAGAGGGGAGCUCCCCGUGA
Messenger RNA from Cygnus atratus (black swan), 1680 nucleotides. RefSeq names its product tudor and KH domain containing (gene TDRKH). Gene Ontology annotation, molecular function: RNA binding. The transcript has 12 exons. Lineage: Eukaryota; Metazoa; Chordata; Aves; Anseriformes; Anatidae. Bases 1 to 1680 code for a protein of 559 amino acids. The record is from RefSeq and is a predicted model, not a curated record. Gene Ontology annotation, biological process: spermatogenesis.